AUGAGUAGCAUUGAGGGCGACUCAAAGGGCCAGACGGGCACCCAUCUGGAGAAGCAUGUCACGGCCGAAGAACGGGUCGAGAUGAGCGAGAACCUCGAGGCCAAGAUCCGCAACCCCCUCGCAGGAAUCCCCCACGACCAGCUCAUGCGCGAUGUCGAGGCCUUCGCCGAGUACCGGGGCCUCACUGAGCACGUCCACGUUCUGAAGAAAGGUGCUCUCGUCGCCCAGAACCCUGCUGGAGCUGCUGAGAUUGACGGCGAGUUCAAGCUUGAGCCGGCCGAGCUCGAGGUCCUUGAGCAGGAGGUCACCCACAAGUGGCGCAUGCCUGCCCGCCUGUUCCUCACCAUCGCUACCUGCUCAAUCGGAGCUGCUGUCCAGGGUUGGGACCAGACUGGUUCCAACGGUGCUAACAUCUUCUUCCCCGAAUACUACGGCAUCGGCGAUGACUCUGUCCGCUCUCGUAUCCUCGUUGGUAUUGUCAAUGCUGGUCCUUAUAUCGGUUCUGCUUUCAUUGGUUGCUGGCUGUCUGAUCCUAUCAACAAUGUCUUCGGUCGUCGUGGUGUCAUCUUCUUCUCUGCUCACUUCUGCAUCUGGCCCGUCAUUGGCUCUGCUUUCUGCGAGACAUGGGGACAACAGCUAGCCUGCCGUCUGCUGAUGGGUAUUGGAAUGGGUGUUAAGGCCUCUACUGUGCCCAUCUACGCCGCUGAGAACUCUCCCGCUUCGAUUCGUGGCGCUUUGGUCAUGUCGUGGCAGAUGUGGACCGCCUUUGGCAUCAUGCUUGGAACCGCCUUCAACUUGGCCAUCUUCUACGUUAAAAAUCAGUGGCGAUACAUGCUUGGCGCUCCUUUCCUUCCCGCGGUUCCUCUUCUCGUCCUCAUCUACUUCUGCCCUGAAUCCCCUCGUUGGUACAUGAAGAAGGGCCGCUACCAAGAUGCCUGGAAAUCCAUGAACAAGCUCCGAUUCAACGAGAUUCAGGUCGCUCGUGACAUUUACUACAUCAGCGCCCAGCUCGAGAUCGAGAACAACAUCAUUGGGGAGACCAACUACGCUCAGCGCUUCGGCCAGCUGCUCACCAUCCCCCGUGUCCGCCGCGCCACCCUCGCCGCCUUCACCGUCAUGCUUGCCCAGCAAAUGUGCGGAAUCAACAUCAUCGCCUUCUAUUCCACUACCAUUUUCCGUGAGUCUGGCAUGUCCGCCUUCAUCGCCACCGUCGGAUCCUUCGGUUUCGGUAUGGUCAACUGGCUCUUCUGCUUCCCCGCCUUCUGGACCAUCGACACCUUUGGCCGCCGAAGUCUGCUCCUCUUCACAUUCCCUCAGAUGUUCUGGACCCUGCUUGCCGCUGGUCUCUGCACUCUGAUCCCCAACACCGAGGCCAACAAGGACAUGAGAAUCGGUCUCAUCUGCCUGUUCGUGUACCUCUUUGGCGCAUUCUACUCCCCCGGUGAAGGUCCGGUUCCUUUCACAUACUCCGCUGAGGUUUUCCCCCUCUCUCACCGUGAGGUCGGCAUGUCUUUCGCCGUCGCUACCUGUCUGUUCUGGGCCGCCGUUUUGUCGAUUACUUUCCCUUUCCUCCUCGACCGUGCCCACGCGGUGGGUGCCUUCGGCAUGUAUGCUGGUUUGAAUAUCGUAGCCCUGGUAAUGAUCUUCUUCUGGGUUCCCGAGACGAUGCAGCGCACUCUCGAGGAACUCGACUGGGUUUUCGCCGUCCCCGUUGGGAAGUUCGCCCGCUACCAGGCCUUCACAGCCUUCCCAUUCUGGUUCAAGCGCUGGAUUCUCCUCGGUCGCUUCUGGGACAAGGAUGCCGUCUGCCCUCCUCUGUACCAGUUCGAGUCCGUUGCCGCCAGUGCUAAGAAGACUGCCAGCCAUGCCGAGCAAGCCAAGGCUUGA
This is a messenger RNA of Clonostachys rhizophaga, 1887 nucleotides long. The record is from the annotation of a GenBank genome assembly. NCBI's taxonomy places the organism in Eukaryota, Fungi, Ascomycota, Sordariomycetes, Hypocreales, Bionectriaceae.